AUGUCUGGGAUGAUCGUAUGCUGGACUUUGACAAGCCUGCGGUUAGGCGGGGACAGCUUGGGGGCGAAGCGGUACAAGAACAGGCAGUACAUCUUUGGCAGUGUGCUCAAGAUGGAAGCGUCCCAAGAGGAGGGUUUUGAAAGACGGCAUAUCUUGCUCGUCGCGUACACCGUGGAGAAUCCGAGCAAUUCCUUCAAUGUCGUGGUUUUGCUGUUGCAUUACCUGUCGGAGGAGAGACUGGGUGCGGGGAGGGAGGGGCUAGAGGAUUGGGGCAAGGUCUCGGAGGGGCUGAGAGACUGGUUUUGGGAACGAAAGAAGGUUAGUGGGGUGAUUGAUGUGAUAAGUAUGGCGCUGUAUGAUUUGUUUGGGGGUGCGGAUGAGCCGGACCUGGAGAUCCUCCGAGAACGCUGUUUCAGAUAUUUCGAACUAGGCGGGGAUAGGGUCGCUUGCGCAGUCGGGCUUCUUUCUGCGUGA
Messenger RNA from Dioszegia hungarica, 474 nucleotides. RefSeq names its product squalene epoxidase-domain-containing protein. The transcript is spliced from 4 exons. The record is from RefSeq and is a predicted model, not a curated record. Gene Ontology annotation, biological process: ergosterol biosynthetic process. Gene Ontology annotation, molecular function: squalene monooxygenase activity; flavin adenine dinucleotide binding. Bases 1 to 474 code for a protein of 157 amino acids. NCBI's taxonomy places the organism in Eukaryota, Fungi, Basidiomycota, Tremellomycetes, Tremellales, Bulleribasidiaceae. Gene Ontology annotation, cellular component: endoplasmic reticulum; membrane.